Doryrhamphus excisus (bluestripe pipefish) is the source of this 1164-nucleotide messenger RNA. It is a transcript of the gene bmp10l, whose product is annotated as bone morphogenetic protein 10, like. The record is from RefSeq and is a predicted model, not a curated record. Gene Ontology annotation, molecular function: growth factor activity; cytokine activity. Gene Ontology annotation, biological process: BMP signaling pathway. Gene Ontology annotation, cellular component: extracellular region. Lineage: Eukaryota; Metazoa; Chordata; Actinopteri; Syngnathiformes; Syngnathidae.
AUGACCCUGUCAGUCAUCUUCGGCUUGAGUCCGAUCCUCUUCUUGAGUGUCCUUCUUAUGAUGAGCUCCUGCAGUCCCAUCCGACGUGACGGUACACUUCUUGAUGCCAAAGACUUCCUCAGCCAUUUUCUGUCCACACUCAACAUCACCGGGCAAAGGACCCUGGGCAAGCUUCUCGCCUCCACCAAGGAGCCACCGGAGUACAUGCUGGAAGUCUACCAAAGAUACGCCAACGACCGAAGCGCAGUAUCCUCGGCCAACAUAGUGCGCAGUUUCAGGAAUGAAGAUUUCUCCCUGGAUGGUGUGACACCCAAGGGUGUAAGGACACAUCCUUUACUCUUCAACAUCUCAGUUCCCCACCAUGAGGACAUCACCACAGCUGAGCUUCGCCUAUUCACUCUCGUCCGGUGGUCCGGCCGAAAUUACAUUAACUGCAAGGUGACCAUUUACAAAGUCCACAACGGCGUGGUUUGGAAAGAGGAGUUUAGCAAAGAGAAAAGAAGGCGGGAUCAAGCGGAGGAGCAUCUGGAGGAACUACUGACCAAGCACAUCCACGUCAAAGAUAGCAGCUGGGUGUCCUUUGACUUGACUCACGCGGUGGCAAUCUGGAGAAAGUCUGGAUAUGCGACGCACAAGCUGGAGGUCCAUAUUGCUAUUUUGGGUCCAGCGGAGGCGAUGACAAGGGGCGGCGAGGUCCUGAUUGACACCGAGGGGCAGCACAAUGCGGUGAUGGUGGUCUUCUCGGACGAUCCCAGCAAACGUCACGAGCAACAUGGGAAUGACCUUGCUGAUCAACACCCCCGCCGUAUCUACGAUACACCUCCGCGGAUCCGCCGCAAUGUCAAGAACGAACCCUGCAAGAGAACCCCGCUGUUUGUGGAUUUUAAAGACAUCGGCUGGGAUACGUGGAUCAUCCAGCCGGUGGGCUACGAGGCCUACAUGUGUAACGGCGUUUGUGGCGCCUCGCUCACCUCGGAGGUCUCGCCUACCAAGCAUGCUAUUGUGCAGACACUGCUGAGUGUUAAGAGCCCAGAGAGGGCAUCGCGUGCCUGCUGUGUUCCCACUAAGCUGGAGCCCAUUUCGCUCCUUUAUCACGAUAAUGGGGUGAUCACCUUCAACCACAAAUAUGAGGGCAUGGUGGUGGCAGAGUGUGGCUGCAGAUAA